Molecule: messenger RNA, 837 nt
Organism: Colletotrichum truncatum
Lineage: Eukaryota; Fungi; Ascomycota; Sordariomycetes; Glomerellales; Glomerellaceae
Biological process (GO): secondary metabolic process
Cellular component (GO): nucleus; cytoplasm
Molecular function (GO): hydrolase activity
Source: RefSeq, a predicted model, not a curated record
AUGAGAAUUCUUGCAUUGCAUGGCGUUGGCAGCUCUGCCAAAAUUUUAGAAAGCCAGAUUGUGGGCUUAAUGCGAUCUGUGGAUGCAAGCUACGAGUUUGUGUUAGUCGAUGGCCCAGUUCCUUCACACCGAGGGCCUGGUAUGAGCCCUGCUCUUUCUGGGCCGUUCUUUUCACAUACAACGGGCUACUCGCCUGCGGAGAUUGAAGCGGCACAUCACCAUCUUGCAGCAACCAUUGACGAGCUAGGCCCAUUUGAUGGGGUUUUAGGCUUUAGCCAAGGUGCAUCCAUCGCGCUCUCUUAUAUCCAUCACCAACAAGUCAAUGGAGAAGAGCCCGAUUUCAAAUUCGCGGUGCUCUUCUCAUCUGUUGUUCCAUUCGCAUGCGAUGCAUCCUAUUGCGAAUCUGAGAUCGAAGAGCUGUGCACCUUUCGUCAAAGUGGAAUUGGUGCCAACAAUCUUGCCCCCAAACAACAAGUUUUCAACGACUGUCUCGUACGCACUUUUCAGUCUGCACUAAAGAUUGGAGCAGUUCUGCCUGACUUUAACCAAGACUUUUUCAGCAAUGUGGGGGAAUCUGUUCCUCGUGUGCUGCAUCCUGCGCUACUUUCUGAGCGCAUUCAUGUUCCGACGGUUCAUGUGCAUGGAAGGCGGGACUUUCCAUUUAUGCACGACAUGCAUGAAAUAGGGUAUCAAAUUUGCGAUAAGCGAUUCUCAAAAAAGUUGCAUCAUUCCGGUGGACAUCAUCCGCCGAAGAAAGAUUCCGAGAUAAAGGCGGUUGUCAAGGCCAUAGAGUGGGCUAUUGACCAGUAUUACAGGCAGCCACCAUCAUUGUUAUAA